GAGUUGGGACACAUUAUUAUGGUUUCUUUCCAACAGAGAACGCACUUACUCUCAAGCCCCCACCUCUGGAACUUUAAUGGCGUAGUUAGGGUUUAUACAGGGCAAGAGGCCUCAUUUGGUUUAUUGGGCAUUCGUUUUAUUCUAUUUCUGAUCAAAGGAUGGGAAACACUUCGUCAAUGCUCACUCAAUACGACAUUGAAGAAGUCCAGGAGCACUGCAACCACACCUUUUCACAGCAGGAAAUCGUCUCACUCUAUCAGAGGUUCUGUCAGCUUGACCGAAAUAGUGGCGGAUUCAUCUCGGCGGAGGAGUUCUUAACCGUGCCAGAGUUUGCUGUCAAUCCUCUCUCUCAGAGAUUGCUGAGGAUGUUGGACGGCUUGAAUUUUAAGGAAUUUGUAGCUUUCUUGGCUGCAUUCAGUUCCCGCGCUAGUUUGCAACAGAAAAUUGAAUUUAUAUUCAAGGUUUAUGAUUCGGACUGUAAUGGUAAGGUUAACUUCAAUGAUAUACUGGAUGUAUUGCGGGAUUUGACAGGAUCAUUCAUCUCUGAACAGCAGAGGCAGCAAGUCCUGACCCAUGUCCUUGAGGAAGCAGGCUACACAAAUGAUUCUUCAUUUGUCUUAGCAGACUUUAUAAAGAUUCUUGGCAACUCGGGAAUGAAGAUGGAGGUUGAAGUUCCAGUGGACUGAUGAAAAGUUUGAUACCCUGUAUUGUUGUUUUAGCAGAUGAGAUUAUGCUUCAGAUAUAUUUAUGUUAGGACACUAGAUCAUGAUUUUUAUUAUUGUCUUCUGUUGUGUAUAUUUCUGUAAUACUCCUAAUGUAACAAUACAGGAUUCUGCGGUGUAUUUUAUGGGAAAAUGGUUUAUGUGGGGGAGUGUGGCCCCUGAGACA
Macadamia integrifolia is the source of this 888-nucleotide messenger RNA. RefSeq names its product calcineurin subunit B-like. Gene Ontology annotation, molecular function: calcium ion binding. The record is from RefSeq and is a predicted model, not a curated record. NCBI's taxonomy places the organism in Eukaryota, Viridiplantae, Streptophyta, Magnoliopsida, Proteales, Proteaceae. The transcript is spliced from 6 exons. Bases 159 to 686 code for a protein of 175 amino acids.